This is a messenger RNA of Alosa alosa (allis shad), 3132 nucleotides long. It is a transcript of the gene cald1b, whose product is annotated as caldesmon 1b. The transcript is spliced from 17 exons. Bases 413 to 2380 code for a protein of 655 amino acids. Gene Ontology annotation, molecular function: calmodulin binding; myosin binding; actin binding. NCBI's taxonomy places the organism in Eukaryota, Metazoa, Chordata, Actinopteri, Clupeiformes, Clupeidae. Gene Ontology annotation, cellular component: actin cytoskeleton. Gene Ontology annotation, biological process: muscle contraction; actin filament bundle assembly; angiogenesis. The record is from RefSeq and is a predicted model, not a curated record.
CUGCUGAAACAAGUUGACCUCCAUCUUCAUCUGAUCUUUUGUCUCUCCUAACACAAAAAGGAGAUGGCUGCUUGCUUGGUCGCGAAAACAUCAAUGUUUGGAAGUGAGCUAGAAAAAUGCACACAUGUGGAACAGCUAGCUGUGGUGAGGCUGGACCUGUGAUCAUAACAAUAACACGCUCUCGAGACCGGAGUGGAGUUGAGUAUUCUCUGCUCGAGCUCAAAUGGUGGCACGUGGAAUUAAUAAACAAUAGAGUAAUUAAUGUUAUAUGAUGGGAGUGGCCAAAAAGGUCCCUCAGCUUUAUAUUGAAGUCCUCAAAUCUCGUUUAUUUUCAGUCAGUCGAAGGAAUCGAAGCCCAACGAAGACUUAUUUACGCGACUCGAAAGGUCACAGGAAGCUGUUGUGAGGCAUCAUGGAAGAGGAUCUUGACCUGGAGCGCCGCCGAGAGCUCAGGAGGCAGCGCAGGGAGGAGAUGCGUCUGGAGUCAGAGAAGUCAGGCCAGGCCAAUGAGGAGGAUGAGGCAGCACGAGAGCAAAGGAGACAGGCCCGUAUGGAGAGACUACGCAACAGAGACAACGAGGAGUCCAGCAGACUAGCUCUAGACAAGGCCCUGGUCAUCUGCAUCAGACUAACUCUAGACAAGGCCCUGGUCUUCUGCAUCAGACUAGCUCUAGACAAGGCCCUGGUCAUCUGCAACACAUGUGCAACUUCAGGAAAGGAAAAUGAGGAAAAGGCUGACAAAGAGGUAGGAAGCGCAACGUUAGACAAAACAGAAGUCCACGAUGACUCCUCAAAGACAGAAGAAGAAUCUGUGGCGCCAGCAGUAGAAGCUGUGGUGGAGGACACAGCAACGCCUGAAGAACCAGCCGAGGUGAACAAGGAGGAAAUCAAGCCUGCUGUGGAGAUUGUAGUGGAAACACCAUCGACUCCAGUGAGCGUAGACGUACAAGAAAAGCCCAAGGCAGAGGUUGAGGAAAAACCCAAAACAACCCAAAAGGAGCCAGAGAAAAAGUCGGAAAAAUUGGAGGAGAAACCUCAACUGGUCAAGAAAGAGCCAGAGGAGAAACCUCAACUGGUCACGAAAGAGCCAGAGGAGAAACCUCAACUGGUCAAGAAAGAGCCAGAGAAGAAAGCAGAAAAGGUGGAGGACAAAGUGCCCAAAUGGAAGAAAGAGCCAGAGAAGAAACGUGUGAAGACUGAAGCCCCAGUGCCCAAAUGGAAACAAGAGGCUGAAGAGAAGCAGAAAGCUAAGAAAGAGGUCGAGGAGAAACAGUUCCCUCCGAAGAAAGUGGAGGAGAAAGAAGUGCCACUCAAGAAAGUAGAAGAGAAAGCAGUGGUCCCGAAGAAGGAGGCCGAGGAGAAACCCAAAUGGAAGAGGGAGGUGGAGGAAAAGACAUCUCAACUUAAGAAAGAGGAGACUGUUGAGGAAAAGCGAAAGCCAGCCUUCCUGCAGUGUGUGAAUCAGAACCUCAAACAACAAAAUGGAGGUCUUCCUGACCCCACAAAGCUGAAGAAACCAGAGAAAAUGCCAAGGUCAGACAAAGUAAUGUACAAACCUAAUAUAAUUUCAUGCAUGCAUGAUGGUGUGUACAUCUUCAUAGGCAUAUUAAGCCAUGAGCAGGAGAGCCAGGAGUUCCAGAGAUCAUGCUGGCACACCGGGCGGGAGUAUGAGCUGGAGGAGCUGAAGAGGAAGAGGGAGGAGAGGAAGAGGAUGCAGGAGGAGGAGGAGAGACAGAGGAAGCAGGAGCUGGCUGACAAGAAGGCCAAAGAGGAGGAGGAGAAGAGGAGGCUGAAGGAGGAGAUUGAGAAGAGGAGAGCAGAGGCGGCAGAGAAACGGCAGAAAGGGGAGGCACCAGAAGCGGAGGCAAAGAUGCCCUUCAAGUGUGUUGGCACCAAGGGCCCUGCCUCAAAGAUUGGGGUGAAAGCUGAAUUUUUGAACAAGUCUGCACAGAAGAGCAGUUCUGUGAGGCCAACUCAUAAUGUCUCACCCAUUGUGACCAAGAUAGGCAACAGAAUGGAGCAGUUCACGUCCGCAGCUCAGGGCAGCAAAGAGCCGCGGUCUCCAAAGUCCCCCCUGGUGGACGCUCCAGGAGAGGCAGGCGUGCGGAAUAUCAAGAGCAUGUGGGAGAAGAGCAAUGCGCAGAGCUCCCCAACAAGCCCCCUGCCAGUCCAGCAGAACGCAGUGAGCAAGGAAACAUCUGGGAUGAAGACAGGUGUGACAGGUCAGCUCAACAGCUGGAAGACCAAAGCCCCAGAGCCUGAGAAGGCAGCGCCAGCAAAACCUGCUCAGGAUCCCAAACGAGCUGACGUCACCAAACCACGUAGUCUGUGGGAAAACAAGAGCUCCACCCCAGGCCGAGUGGCCUUUGGAAAGAAAUAAGUCCUGAGUGGUAAUAAGUCCUGAGUGGUCAGAGAACACAAGACAGACUUCAAGGGCAGACAAUCAACAGAAAUAUCAUCACUACAGUCACCAGACAGCAGAUGAGAAGCACUAACAGGACUUUACUAUCCACAAUUCAUGGAAAACUGAUUACAACCAAACGAGAGGAAAAUUUAGGAUAUUUCGAUUUACAGCCACAUAACACAAUAUAGUGCCAGCGAACAGUAUGUUACCUAUUGAAGAUGUCUGGUUUAUUUUUCAACCAUUUUGCUUCUGAUGCAUAUCAGUCUCUGAUUCCAUUUAUUGCCUCUUAACUGUCUGGUGCAGAUGAUCAUGGGCCUCUAAACCGCUGGCAGAGCUGCUCACUGAAUGUCUUAUCUGUCUUGCGAUGAUCUGCCACAGCUCAAUGCUUCAUUUCAUACAACCAAUCACUCCUACAGAAUGAAUGACAGCUCGACACCACAUUGUAAUUGGCACUGGAUAAUUACCUUGACGCUUUGAAAAUAAGUGACUUUGUAGUUUCUCAGUGUUGAGCUCUCAUAGCAUGCUUAGCGCUAGUUUCAUUAUGCCACUGCAUGCAGAAUAAGUGCUGGCUGCCACUGCAUCAAUAAAGACUGUUGCAGUACAACAAGCCCAUUGCGUUCACAGUGCUUAUAACUGUAUCUCACUCACAGAUAUAUGUACGACAAGCUUACCGCAGUUAUAUGCAACUAGGAAGAACACUUUUGCAGAAACAGACAACCUGAUUAGAG